This is a messenger RNA of Lithohypha guttulata, 1527 nucleotides long. RefSeq lists its product as uncharacterized. NCBI's taxonomy places the organism in Eukaryota, Fungi, Ascomycota, Eurotiomycetes, Chaetothyriales, Trichomeriaceae. Gene Ontology annotation, cellular component: membrane. Gene Ontology annotation, biological process: xenobiotic detoxification by transmembrane export across the plasma membrane. The record is from RefSeq and is a predicted model, not a curated record. The transcript has a single exon. The coding region runs from base 1 to 1527 and encodes 508 amino acids. Gene Ontology annotation, molecular function: xenobiotic transmembrane transporter activity; antiporter activity.
AUGGCGAACGGCCAAUCCUCAGCUCCUAGCGGCGACUCCCAUGUACACACCAGGAAUAAGACAAAUCCUCUGCUUAAGCCAUGCACUAAUGCACCAGCCGUAGAACAAGCGAGCUCUCGUCUCUGCGAGGACGACACCCUGGAGAGCCUGCUCGAUCAUGAGCCUCAUUCAUUGACCAGCACAUCCACAUGGAAAGCAGAAUCAUGGCUUUUGCUAUCUUACGCUCUACCACUGAUAGGCACUUACUUGCUUCAAUACUUCUACAGCGUUGUCACAAUUUUUGUUGCAGGCCAUAUCGAUAGCGAUGCACUUGCGGCGGCCAGUAUUGGCGUCACGACCAUGACUAUCAUCGGCUAUGCCAUUUUUGAGGGCAUGGCAACUGCCCUAGACACACUUUGUGCCCAGGCUUUCGGCUUGGGCAAUCUGACAGGUGUUGGCCUACACGUUCAGAAAAUGAUGUUGUUGAUGGUCAUCGUUGGUAUUCCUAUCGGUGCAUUCUGGCUCAGCUCGCCGUGGGUUCUGGCACUUUUCGUCAAGCAGGAGCGUCUUGCUCACAUGGCUGGACGAUUUUUGCAGAUCAGCUUGAUUGGCCUUCCAGGCUAUGCUAGCUUUGAGGCUCUGAAGCGAUUUGUGCAAGCGCAAGGAGAGUUCAAUUCGUCGUUGGUCGUCCUUGUUGUUUGUGCACCAGUCAACAUCUUCUUGAACUGGCUAUUCUGCUUCAAGCUCGAUUGGGGACUAGGUGGAACAGCUCUUGCAGCUGCGUUGACUAACAAUCUUCGACCUAUUUUGCUUGUGGCGACCAUUUUCACCUGGAAUAGAUGGACUUUACAAUGCUGGGGCGGUUUCAGCCGGAACGUAUUCACAAGAUGGGGUCCUAUGAUCCAGCUCUCUACUGCUGGUUCAGUACUCAAUCUAGCGGAGUGGUUCGCUUUCGAAGUGCUCACUUUCAGCAGCUCGUAUAUCAGCACAAAGCACAUAGCUGCUCAGACAAUUUUGACCACAUGCUCGGUGCUCGUAUGGCACAUUCCGUUCUCAGUAAGUGUUGCCGUCACUACACGAGUUGGACAUUUAAUUGGCGCUGGGUCUCUAAAGACUGCGAAACGAGUCAUAAUCUUCUACGGCGUUCUCUUCAUCUGUAUCGGUAUCUUCGACGGAAUUUUGCUCUUCUGUUUGCGGCAUAUCAUACCAAAAUUCUUUUCUGACGAUGCCGAAGUGCAAGCCAUCGCUGCUCGAACUAUGCCAUUUGUCGCACUCUUUCAACUCAUUGAUGCGAUCAUCGCUGGUUGUAGUGGAGUUCUGCGAGGGUUCGGCCGACAGGCGAUAUGUGCAUGGGUAGCAUUUCCUGUCAAUUACCUUGGUGCAGUACCCCUAGCGCUGUGGCUUGAACUCGGAUCUCCUAACCUACAACUUGUGGGCUGUUGGACUGCGCUGCAGGGUGGAAUGGUUGUGAUUGCUGUUGUCGAGCUUGCCGCACUCAAGAUCAUGAAUUGGGAAAGAUGUGUCGAGGAUGCUCGUUUGAGAAUUUAG